AUGCAAAGCUUCAUCCAGUGCAGAGAACUGGAGCAUUUGCGUAGACAGUCUGCGCUGCCUCUAACGGACACACGGCGAUUUCAACCGGUGAAGUUUGUUGUUAUUGCUUUUUCGUCCCGCUCCCGAUCAAUCCGCCUGCAAAGCGUCAACAAGGAGUAAGGACGACCAACCACUGCCUGCCAGACUUGUGUCAUCAUCAGGGAUUUAAGCAUGGUGAUCAAAGUGUACAUAGCAUCGUCCUCUGGAUCUACUUCGAUUAAAAAGCAGCAGCAGGAUGUGAUGGGCUUCCUGGCGGCCAAUAAGAUCGAAUUCGAGGAGUGUGACAUCGCAGCCAACGAGGACAACAGGAAGUGGAUGAGAGAGAAUGUUCCGGAGGAGUCUCGGCCGACUACGGGGAACCCGCUCCCCCCACAGAUAUUUAAUGAAAGCCAAUAUUGUGGGAACUAUGAGGCCUUCUUCGAUGCCAGAGACAAUGCCGUGUAUGCAUUUCUGGGUCUGACUGCUCCCCCGGGCUCAAAGGAGGCCGAGGCUCUAGCAAAGAAAGCACAGCAGUAGCAGCUUUACAUCGUUUCUACCUGAUCCCUAAGGCCUAGACCUGGACCCAGACUAACCUGGAACUGAUCCAGGAAAAAAAAAAGAAGAAGCAACAUUUCACUCAGCUUAUAAAUAUGUGGAUGUUUUUUUUUUAAUUUACUUUUCCAGUAUGUUUUUUUUAUUUUUUAUUAAUUUGUGUUAAAGCUGUGCCUUGCCAGAUGUUGUGAAUGGAGGUGCUUCAGCAGAGCAUUAUGGGUAACUUUUAAACUGCUCUGCUUUCUCCUAUUAACCUCAGCCUGCCAGUCCUAUUGGCCUAAUGAAAUGUCAAUCAACCGUGAGCAUCAUUGUGUAGCCUCCUCCAUCAGACAAAACUAAAUAUACACACACUGAAAAUUGUUACCCAGAUUCAGGAUUUGGCCGACAGAUUGGCGACUUUGUUCCUCAUCAUCACAUUGCUUGAAUCCAUUAGGAUUAAUUCGUACUAGUGUUCGAAUCCUGGAAACAUUAAGUUCCAUGUUGUGCUCCUGCCAGUCAUGUUAUCGCCAAAACUGCAGCACCUUGUUUGAAAGUUCACUUUUACAAUUCCAUUCUCUUUGUUUUUAUUUACUUUGUAAUGUCUUAAUGCUGUUUUAAUGGCAAUCUUUUUAUACAAAAUGUUAAGAAAUUAUAGUACAAGCCAAAAUGACAAGUCUGAAAACAUGUGAGAUGAUGAAACACUUUGGUUUUUUUUUGGUUCUUGCAUUUGUUUAUAGGCGAGAGUGACGUCUGUUUUAGCUCAAAGCACCUUGUUUCACAUUGUGUUGGUAACUCCUGUCUUACUUACAUUGAUACCUUCCCUUAAAUAGAAUUUAAAGAAAAGACUGCAAUCCUCGCUCUCAGUGCACUGUGUUGGUUGUCAUGAAGUAAGUUUCAAUGACAGAGUCAAACUAAAUUGGACUGAAAUCUGCCUUCUCAUGAUAUACUGUGUUUUUUUUAAUGCACAAUAAACGAUAUAAACUUUA
Messenger RNA from Labrus bergylta (ballan wrasse), 1535 nucleotides. RefSeq names its product SH3 domain binding glutamate-rich protein like (gene sh3bgrl). Lineage: Eukaryota; Metazoa; Chordata; Actinopteri; Labriformes; Labridae. Gene Ontology annotation, cellular component: cytoplasm. The record is from RefSeq and is a predicted model, not a curated record.